Messenger RNA from Acanthosepion pharaonis, 1050 nucleotides. The record is from the annotation of a GenBank genome assembly. Lineage: Eukaryota; Metazoa; Mollusca; Cephalopoda; Sepiida; Sepiidae.
AUGACCACCCCCAUUGUAUUAUAUACCACACACACACACACAUUCUCUCUAUUACUUUCUCUCACACAAAUCUAUCUAUCUAUCUAUCUAUCUAUCUAUCUAUCUAUCUAUCUAUCUAUAAACACACCUAUAUAUUCUUUCUCUUUACUUUUCUUUUCUAAAAUUCAUCGUAUUCUCUUCAGUGUAUUCUUUUUCUCAGUACUUAUUUUAGUUUUUUUUAACUCUUUCUUCUCUUUAUUUGCAAAUUUCUUACAUUUCUUUCUUCGUCUUCACUUCUUCAAAUAUUUUUCUUUCUUCUGUAUUCCCUUCUUUUCUGUAUCUUACCCAUUCUUUAUUCGUAACGUAACAAACGCUGCUGCUCCUGCGGAAUCAAGGACAAUAGAGACACUUGACCGCAGACGCGCCCGUCAAUCCAGGGACGCUGCUGCAACAGCAAGCGCUAGGGCUGCUGAGACACCGCUACGUAGGUCGAGGGCAGUAGAGACACCAACUCGCAGGCGCGCCCCUCAAUCCAGGGACGCUGUUGCAACAGCGACUGCUAGGGCUGCUGAGACUCCGCUCCACAAGUCUUUUCGAAAUGCUGCGAAUGCUGCCACCACUGCCAGGUUGAGGGCAGCUGAAACAUUUGACCGCAGGCGUUCCCGUCAAUCCAGGGACGCUGCUGCAACAGCUAGAUCGAGGGAGUCCGAGAGAGAGCUGCAGCGGAAAGCCCGCAAUGCCCGCAACGCUGCAGUGACUUCUGCUGCUGCUAGAAACUCCGAAGGCCCACAGAUAAGGGCAAACAGACUUUCAAGGCCUCUCGCCGCAUACGCCCCGACGGCGGCAUUCAGCGCCUUGCGGAUGCCCGUGGUAUUACCUGUCCUGGUAGCUCUUUUUUGGUCUUUCUUAGCAUUCAAUUACGACCCGGGCAUUGACUUAACUACGCGUGACGACCUAAAUGUAUGGCCCAUGACAUGCGUUUGCCAGUUCUGCAACGCCCAUAAAUGGGCCGGGGAGCCUGCCUGUCUGUGCUGCUACUCCGGCAAAGUGCGGCUGCCACGUCUGUUAUGA